AUGUUUGAAUCUGUAGUGACGGAAUAUCUUGAAACAACGCUUAAUAAAAAUUGGACACUUUUAGGAAUUCUAGAAUUUGCGCGAUCGAAAUCGAGCCCAAAAUUAUCUGUAGCUACAAUCGAUGAUUUCAAAGAAGAUUUGUAUAAAAUAUUACGAAGAUAUCAAGAAAAGUUUAAUGUUCACGUAAAUGCCAAAAAUAAGGCGUCAAAGAUUUUAUCGAGUUUUGACUCAUCAUUCUCCACUGCCGAGGUUAAGCAAUUCAUCAAGGAUCUUGAGUAUCACGAAGAAGCGCGAAUAAACGUAACAUCAACUUACACUGCCACAGUAUUAAGGGAUCAACAAGAAAACCAAAUACUUAUUGAUCAAUUACGAGGAACAUCCUCGGAAAAGAAAAAGGAACGUGAAAAAAUUACUAGACCACUUGAUUCGGAAGAUGGUGACCAUUUGUACAAACGUCAAUGUAAAGACGAAGGACUAUCAGAUUUGACCGAAGUUUUAGAUGAUGAAGAAUCCUAUAUUGAAUGGGAAUUUGAUGCACCGAAACCAAAUUGGAUAGAUAAAAUAACGCAAGAGCGUGAUUUAUUAAUUUCCUAUGCUAUUAACUGUAAUGAUAAAAAGACCCAAUAUGAAUCAUCAUUAAAUCCAAUUUGGUGGAGGAUUAUUGAUAUAUCCGAUCCAGAGAUCGGUACCAUUAUGUCGGAAGAUGAAUUGUUAGAAUUGAAUGCAAAGUUUUCAUCUCUUCUAGAAAACUGGACCACAUUAGAACCAAAGGCGGAAAGUUGCUUACAGUCUCUCGAAAAGCUUGACAACGAUCAACUCCGAAUUAUUGGAGAAAUAGUAAGACCAAGAGGAACACAUGGUGCGAUUAUUGAGCUUCAAAAAUUAUUGGAAAAAAUAAAGGAACAUAAAGUUCCAGAAUCGGAUAAUUUAUUUGAUGAAAAAGAUAAUGAAACGGAUCAGCACGAAGAGAUUUCACCAUUAACUCCCGACGAUUGUAUGAAUCCGGAUUCUUAUGUAACAAUUUCAUUCAGAUGCGAAAUGAUUUCAAAAGGAAUUACUCAACGACCAAAUACUGAACGCGACAUUGAUGUAUUUAUAAAACGGCACAUUUUCGCUUGUUUUGAUACUAUUCUGGACAGUCAUUUUGGCGAGAUGGUAUCUAGGUCUUCCCGAAAUCGCCGAGCGGAGGCAAUAAAUGCACCAACUAAUGCAGAAGGUUAUCACUUGGACUGGAUGUUCACG
This is a messenger RNA of Dentiscutata heterogama, 1242 nucleotides long. The record is from the annotation of a GenBank genome assembly. NCBI's taxonomy places the organism in Eukaryota, Fungi, Glomeromycota, Glomeromycetes, Diversisporales, Gigasporaceae.